Messenger RNA from Metarhizium album ARSEF 1941, 1545 nucleotides. RefSeq names its product Dicer-like protein 1. Gene Ontology annotation, cellular component: cytoplasm. Bases 1 to 1545 code for a protein of 514 amino acids. NCBI's taxonomy places the organism in Eukaryota, Fungi, Ascomycota, Sordariomycetes, Hypocreales, Clavicipitaceae. The record is from RefSeq and is a predicted model, not a curated record. Gene Ontology annotation, molecular function: ATP binding; DNA binding; hydrolase activity. The transcript has a single exon.
AUGACUUUGGCCAUGGGCCACAUCCCUGAACGCACGACGACGCUUGGCCUCUGCAACGCCGACGUGAUGAUGGCGUCUGCAAGCAUCCUCGAUUCGACCGACCAGACAAGGCAAGACCAUUGUGCGUCGACCAAUAAAGCCACGUAUGACAGCGACAGCAGUGACGAUGUCGAGAAAUACCGGCUAGAGUCCAAUCCCGAAAGGCCUUCGAAGAAACCGAUCCAAAACUCCCAGCAUGAUGCGUUCUUGUCUUGGGUCGCCAAUGCAUUCAAGGAGGAUGAUUCAACGGAGUCAACAGAUCAAAGCGAUGAUGUCGACGAUGAAUCUGCCCGAAUCGCAGAAUCUCGUGCAACACCUGCAAAAAUUGUCACGAGUCCUCGUCAAUACCAGCUAGACUUGUUUGAACGUGCAAAACAGCAAAACACCAUCAUUGUACUCGACACAGGAUCUGGGAAGACCUACAUUGCUGUCCUACUGCUUCGACAUGUACUUGCUCUCGAGCUUGAAAACCAUGGACAGCCGAUGAAAACCGCCUUCUUCCUAGUUGACAACGUAGCACUUUGUCAGCAGCAGUACCGAUUCCUUCGGGCAAAUCUGGAAUAUCCCGUGGGGAAAUUCCACGGAGAUAAAGCAAGCAUGGCGCAGGAGCGGGCGGCCCAAAUACAGGAGAAUAUGGUCAUUGUCUGUACUGCGCAGAUCCUCUUGGACCUUCUCGGCAGUGGCCUUUUAACGAUGAGUCAAAUCAACCUGUUAAUUUUUGACGAAGCACAUCAUACCAAAAAGAAUCACCCUUACGCGGGCAUCAUGCGAGAUCACUAUGUUAGGACGAAAGCAGAUCGCCCCCGUAUUCUGGGCAUGACGGCGUCACCUGUUGACUCCAAGACCCGCGAUUUUCAUGCCGCUGCCGUCGAUCUAGAAGCUACCCUUUGUAGCAGAAUCGCCACGGUGUCUGACGAUGCCCUGCUGGCGGGUAUGGGUAGGAAGCAACAGAUUGAACGCGUCGUGAAGUAUGGUCCCCUGCUAGGCCCGACGGGUGCAAUGUCCGCCCUCUUUCUAUCCCUAUCAAAUCUUUGCGCAUAUUCAAACCUCCAAAGUCAUUUGGAAGCUGCUAGAUACGUCUAUUCUGUUAUAGGGUCCUGGGGCGCAAAUCAAUACUGGAAGCAUGUUUUCAAGAGUCACGAUCGGUCUUUGGUAGUGACCGAGCUCGCCAAUGCGGUCGAUGAACUCAGCUGCUAUCACUCCGAGGCAUCUUAUCAGUCUGGAGAGAGGACUAAUGACGAAAUUAUACGGAUGAAGGCUCAGAAGCUUGUUGCAGAUCACUUUCGCAAGGAGCCAGCCGAAAAUUUCUCACCUAAAGUCCAGGUGCUUCAUGAAACUCUUCUUAAGGAAUUCGGAACUAAUCGCAGUACAAGAUGCAUAGUGUUUGUGCAGAAAAGAUACAUCGCCUUUCUACUGUCGGAGGCAUUCAAUCAGACCCUGAUGAAGGUACCACACAUGACGACAGGCUUCUUGGUAUGUCCUUCUUCUCCGGACCUCAUAUCGUAG